This is a messenger RNA of Varanus komodoensis (Komodo dragon), 1419 nucleotides long. RefSeq names its product collagenase 3-like. The record is from RefSeq and is a predicted model, not a curated record. The coding region runs from base 1 to 1419 and encodes 472 amino acids. Gene Ontology annotation, cellular component: extracellular matrix. Gene Ontology annotation, molecular function: zinc ion binding; metalloendopeptidase activity. The transcript is spliced from 10 exons. Lineage: Eukaryota; Metazoa; Chordata; Lepidosauria; Squamata; Varanidae. Gene Ontology annotation, biological process: extracellular matrix organization; proteolysis; collagen catabolic process.
AUGUCCCUAAGCUCUGCAGCUACCUUUGUGCUCCUGCUGGGCAUCUCUUGGUGCUUUAGGCUUCCAAUGUCAGACGAGUCAGAAAGCGAUGAGUUCACCAAGCAAGAUUAUGAGUUUGCAGAGCGUUAUCUAAAGACUCAUUACAACCUCCGGUCCAAUCCUGCUGGCAUACUGAAGGCAUCAGCUGAUAGCGUUGCUUCCAAACUUCGAGAAAUGCAGGCCUUCUUUGGACUGGAAGUCACAGGCAAGCUAGAUGAAGAAACAUAUGAGUUAAUGCAACAGCCCAGAUGUGGAGUUCCUGAUGUGGGGGAAUACAACUUUUUCCCUCGAAAGCUGAAGUGGUCCCACAAUAACUUAACAUACAGGAUUGUAAAUUACACUCCUGAUCUGAAAAAGUCUGAAGUGGACAGAGCAUUCAGGAAGGCUUUCAAGGUCUGGUCGGAGGUGACACCACUCAAUUUUACUAGAAUUCACAGUGGCACUGCUGAUAUCAUGAUUUCCUUCGGAAGGAGAGAGCAUGGUGACUUCUAUCCCUUCGAUGGACCUUCUGGACUGUUGGCUCAUGCUUUCCCUCCUGGCCCAGAUUAUGGUGGAGAUGCUCAUUUUGAUGAGGAUGAACUGUGGUCAACUGAUUCCAAGGGAUAUAACUUGUUUCUUGUGGCUGCCCAUGAGCUCGGUCACUCACUGGGACUUGAGCAUUCCAGGGACCCAGGAGCUUUGAUGUAUCCAAUUUACACCUACACGGGAAACACUGGCUUCUUGCUUCCAGAUGACGACUUCCAAGGAAUCCAGGCUCUCUAUGGUGCAGGAGACCACGAUCCUCACCCUGAUCACCCCAAAACUCCAGAGAAAUGCAGUGCAAACUUGACCCUUGAUGCCAUCACAGAACUCCGUGGGGAAAUGAUGAUCUUCAAAGAUAGGUUCUUCUGGCGUCUGCAUCCACAGAUGGUUGAUGCAGAAUUGGUACAAAUUAAAUCAUUUUGGCCAGAAAUUCCAGGCAAGAUUGAUGCUGCCUAUGAAGACCCCGAAAAGGAUCAUGUGCUGCUAUUUAGGGGCAAGAAAUUUUGGGCUUUGAAUGGCUAUGAUAUCGUAGAAGGCUACCCGAAAAAAAUCUAUGAGUUGGGUUUGCCACGAUCUGUGAAGGCAAUUGAUGCAGCCGUCCACAUAAGCGACACCAGCAAAACUCUCUUUUUUGUAGGAGAAGAAUACUGGAGUUAUGAUGAAAAGAACCAAGUUAUGGACAAGGACUACCCUAGAUUUAUAGAGGAAGAUUUCCCAGGGAUUGGACACCGAGUGGAUGCCGCCUACCACAAAAAUGGUUAUAUAUACUUUUUCAAUGGACAACUGCAGUUCGAAUUUGGAGUCUGGAAUCAGAGAAUCGUUCGGGUCUUGAACACCAACUCUGUUUUCUUAUGCUGA